Messenger RNA from Tripterygium wilfordii, 459 nucleotides. RefSeq lists its product as uncharacterized. The coding region runs from base 1 to 459 and encodes 152 amino acids. The record is from RefSeq and is a predicted model, not a curated record. The transcript has 3 exons. Lineage: Eukaryota; Viridiplantae; Streptophyta; Magnoliopsida; Celastrales; Celastraceae.
AUGUUCCCAUCAAGCAUUGGGAGCCCAGCAAUGAAGUGGUUCCAUCAGCUUUCAGAAAACUCAAUGUCGUCAUGGAAUGAGUUGGCACGGAUCUUCAUGGCAAGGUUCAUAGCAAACAAUAGAGAUCUGACAACUUUGGAUACUACACCUGAGGAAACGAGAGUCUCUCAGAGCCUAUGCGCCAACCUUGACUAUGGCUCCACCAAGAAAUAUGACUACAUUGUAGGAAAGGAUAAAGCAGAAGGAUCCAAGAGGAAGGAUAACAGAAAGGCUGACAAAGGCGAAGGAGGACGGGAGAAGGAGUCAUCCAAGGCUCCAAAUCCUAAUUCAUACAAAGCGAUGAGAACAAUAUUUAAAGACCCCAUGUACCAAAUCCUACCUCAGAUUGUUAACAAGCUGUUCUUUAGGAGACCAAAUAAGAUGGCCGGGGAUCCAUCGACUCGGAACCAAUCCAAAUGA